AUGAAGAACUGCUUCCUCAUCGUUCUUCUCUUUUCAUCUGCAGUUGCUGUGGCGUCUUCACUCCAGGCUCGUAACCCAACGCCCUCAAAGAGGUAUGCACUCCCCAUUAUCCAGCGGCAGCCAGAACCUUCCAAAGCCCUCGAUAAGCGAUCCUUGGUCAAACGGGCUCCCGCUCCCGGGCCUUCCGCAAUUCAUGUUGGUCGUGAUGUUGGUCCAUUAGAGCGCCUCGCUGCUCGCCAAGCCUCUCCUUCAAAGGUGUUGUCAGGUCGACAGCCGGCUGCUGUGCCAGUCCCGUCUAAGCGCACUGCUGAGGACUCCGCAGCCCCACAAAAGCGCAGCGUAGAUCAACAGCACGUGAUAGGGAGUGCAGCGGAUUCUCAUGGAUUCUGUCUCGACGGGCUCGUAGCAUGCCCCGUCUUGAGCACACCUGGGCAGUUCCCUCGCACGUUUGUUGAAUGGGAAGCGAUAGGGUUUGAGUGUGUCGAUUUUGCGGCAGAUCUCCGGUCCUGCGGCGGUUGUUCCAGCCUUGACCCUAUCGAGCAUGACUGCAUGAAUAUCCCGCAUGUUGAAGGCGUCGCUUGCGUCGCUGGUGAAUGCCAAAUCUCAUCUUGCCAAUUGGGUUAUUCGCUAGAAAGCGAUGGUCACGCAUGUUCGCCAACAGAGUAG
Messenger RNA from Suillus fuscotomentosus, 666 nucleotides. RefSeq lists its product as uncharacterized. The record is from RefSeq and is a predicted model, not a curated record. Bases 1 to 666 code for a protein of 221 amino acids. Lineage: Eukaryota; Fungi; Basidiomycota; Agaricomycetes; Boletales; Suillaceae. The transcript is spliced from 2 exons.